This is a messenger RNA of Lineus longissimus, 3507 nucleotides long. RefSeq lists its product as uncharacterized. The transcript has 10 exons. The record is from RefSeq and is a predicted model, not a curated record. Lineage: Eukaryota; Metazoa; Nemertea; Pilidiophora; Heteronemertea; Lineidae. The coding region runs from base 92 to 1987 and encodes 631 amino acids.
UGGCACAUGGCCGUUGUAUAGGAUCGCAUAAAUAGAUAACAAAUUUAUCAUCUUUUUGGACAAUCAUGGAAGGCAUUUGAGGGCAGUUGAGAUGGUAGACGCCCAGGGAGAGACUUUGCCACCGGUUCUCAAGGAAUAUCUGCCUGAAUAUGAACCAAAGAGAAGUGAGUCCCGAGGCCCCCGGCAUUCCCUCAGCAAGGAACCGUCCAGGCCGGUGCAGAGGAAGGAAUCCUCAGGAGCUGCCAGUCAGCCUCAUCCUCAGCCCCAAGGAUCCCAGGAGCUGCCCCGAGAAAAGACAAACUCAUCCCUACGCAGUCAGGCAAGGCAUCAGUCAAAUCAAGAUGCGCAUAACGAGAAGACUUACAAGUACUGGCAGCAGAUAAAGAAUGAAGAGAAAGAAACAGAACACCGCCAUCUGCAGAAGAAGCUUGCACUCCAGAGGGAGCUGAUACGUGCCCAAGAUGACUAUGCAACGAAACUACGCGAAUUUGAGCAAUCUGAACAAGAGAAGCUUCGCCAAUCUGCCAGAGAUAGCAAGCAAGCACGGGAAGAGGCUCUCUUGAAAAUAUGCAAGGAGUCACUUGAGUCUGACCGCCAAAAAGCCAAAGAAGUACGCGCAGCCAGCCAAAUGAAAAAAGUUGAAUCGCCCAUGCCAGAAAGACGAAAAAGCGAACCGGACUCCCGGCGGGGAUCCUUGCGUCAAGAAAUGCUCAACGUUCCUGGCCGGCGAAUAUCAACCAAUGAGAUGUUAGAGCCUCAUAGUAUAUCACCAGUCCCGGAGGGUGGAGGAAUGCCCGAUGAUCGUACUCAAGAGGAAGACCGAUCAUUCGUCUUGACAACAGAAGACUUUGCAAAUCUUCCUUGGCAUCACAUCCAGUUGUAUAAACUUUACGGCAAAAAAGCGAAUGAUUACCUCUAUCCGAAAAUGGAACACAAAACAGUCACCACGAUCAAUCCAAAAUUACGCCGUCAGGGGGGUAAGAGUAAAAAGGGACGUGCUGGUGCUGAUGUAUUGUGGGACACGUUACGAGAGGACUCAAAACUGCGUCUCUUGAAAGAAGAUACAAACAUAUCGCAAGAUUUAAAGGCAGCAUAUGGUGCUUUUGUGCGCCAGUCCCUUGGCAGACACCAAGUCCCAGUCAAGCGUAACUUUUAUGCUGAGGAGGAUGUGCCAGACAUCGCCGUCCUGAUGGACCAAUCUGUCAUCAGGCGAACACAAGACACACGCCAUAAGGUCGAGCUCAUGUUCCGAUCAUCCGUGAACAACGAAGAUCGCGCCAAAAUCUUGAGCCAUAAUAACCCGAUGCCUGAUUUCAACAACAUGGAAGGCGAUGAGAGCAUAGAUAGAUAUCUUCCAUCUUGGGCGCCUGAUGAUGACACAUCGACAGAACGCAGCUACAAGAAAUGGAUUCGGCCGCGGCUCUCUGCGCUAAAUGAAACGAGAAUUCCAUCAGCCUCAUCGCAUUCUGACCUUGAAGAGAACCAUCGUAAUGUACCAGCACCCGCUAACAAUGUCAUGGUUGCCAUGGAAACAGUUCCUCGGGAGACCAAAGAGCUUGACGAUGAGCAAGAAGAGGGUGAUUUAGAGGAGUGGGACUUUAUGUUAGUCAAGAAGAAACCGAAGCCAAAACAAAAGAAGAUUCACUUCGUUACGGAACGAGACCUGCACUGUAAGGGCCAGUUUUCGAAGCGCGUCAAAGAGAUGGAGUCGUCAAAGGGUAUCCCGACAGCAUUCGAUGGCGCCAAGCCAAAAUCUGAGACGGCCAGAGACAAGGAAAGUUCACCUAUGGACCAUUACAGAGGAUACCCCCAGUCCAUGUCAGCCCCGCCCCUCACCCAAGAGGAAUACCUACGGAAAUACACAAGUACUUGGGAGCCCCUGAGUCUGAAUGCUCUGAUGGAGUACAAAGAGGUCAGCCGAUUGUCUGGUCAGGGAGACUAUCGCCACGGAAAGACCAGGAUGUGGUCUGCAGCGACUACGUCGUGAAGUUAAAACAGACAAUAGUGGUCUGUGCUGGCUCUUGUUGCAUAACGAAAAAAAGAGGUCAAAAUGUUUGUGGCCUGGACCAAUUAAAUAUAUAACUUCAACAUUCACAAACCUAUUUUAUCGACUGGCAAUCAGGCCAGCCAAGCAGUAACAAUUUGCAAGUAUGCAAUCAUCAUGGCAUUGAUAGGUGUCCUAAUUUGUCAGUUUUAUGUAAUGUUCUGCUUUAAUUGUAUUAAUUUUAUGAGCUUCCAAAUUACUUCUACUAAAGUAUCCAUUUUUUUGUUGGCAUAUUCUCUGCUUCAUUUUUACGAUGUACAGUGUGUGCCAAAUAAUGUUAUAAUACAUGUACAUAGGUCAAAUUUAUAGAAUAAAAACACAGAGGCCUAAAUCUAAGCACACAUACAUGUAAGCUAAUUCUUAGAUUAUUGCUAUAUUUUGCUAUUAAAAUGUAAUGUAUAUUUUGACGAUUUUAUAUAGACAGCAUUAUGUGAUAAAGAUAGGAAGCCAAAAUUGUUAAGGCUAUUCAUAAUUUUGUAAAAAAAAAAACAGCAAAAUUUUAUUGUUCACUAAAGAGUCCAAUUUGCUUGGCAAUAUACACAAAUAUGUAGUCAUUUCUGAAGAAGAAAAAACUUAUAGUUCUACACAAAAUAAUUGUAAUGUAGACUUCAUGAUAAUAUCAAGAUUAUGUGCUAUCAUUUAGAAGUUUAAUUCAAUGAAGAAAUUUUCAAUGAGCCAUAGCAUGGCCUAUAAAAUAAGGUGCUGUAUAAUACUUGGUAAAUCCAAGGCCUUGGUCACUGGUGACGGUCAUACACAGUUGAUUCUAGUACAUUCUGGUCAAAAGCGUUACAAAACAGGGUCAUAAUAACUGCGUGUAUGACUGACGACAGUGGCGUUGGUUAAACCAGUCCAUCCAGCCAGAAUUGUGGACAUUUAGUUUAUCAGGUUUUCAGCAGAUGGCAGCACUUGUUUACAAGCAAGAGACUGCAUGCAAGGUCCAACGAUGAGGCAGCAAGUGCCCUGUCUGGACAACUUGAAAUGUUUAGCGACCCUAGCAUCUGAUUGAAAGAAAAUACUGCUGCCUCUGUUGAUAACCUGACAACCUAAUGUGCGCCUGGCACCACUGAACUGAUGACUGGUGCUAGUUUCAAUGGUAACGGACCAAAGAUGGUAACCUUCUUACUUGGAGACAUUCGUUUCACUUGCGUGUAGACAACAAAAGAGGAAAUAACCAAUCAAACUAAUCAACAACUUUGUGCCCAAUUUUAGAAGGGGGGGAAUGUAAGAAAGAUUGUGUUCCUCCAAAAAGAUAUAUUGAGGUGAGGGCAGAUGAGCUCUAAUAAUAUAUAUGGGCAUUUUGAAGAAGAUAUAUACACUUCGAAUGAAAUGAAUGUGGUUCGCGUAGGGGUGCCAGAGGGACCUAGAUUGUAUAUAGUCUAUCCUAAAAAUACACAAGUCACACCCAAGACAGCUAGUAAUAUUUACUAGAGAAAUGUGAAUAAAACAAAAGAAUAUAAACUGAA